Molecule: messenger RNA, 1273 nt
Organism: Centruroides sculpturatus (bark scorpion)
Lineage: Eukaryota; Metazoa; Arthropoda; Arachnida; Scorpiones; Buthidae
Product: phosphatidylinositide phosphatase SAC1-A-like
Exons: 9
Biological process (GO): phosphatidylinositol dephosphorylation
Cellular component (GO): endoplasmic reticulum
Molecular function (GO): phosphatidylinositol-4-phosphate phosphatase activity
Source: RefSeq, a predicted model, not a curated record
UUAAUCAGGGUCAGAUUCCAGCAAGUGCAACAAGUAAACCAAUAUGUGGUAUUAUGGGUAUUAUUCAUCUAAUAGCAGGUCCACAUCUUGUAUUAAUUACAAAAAAAUCAAAAGUAGGUGAGAUUAAUGGUCAAUCAAUAUGGAGAGUAGAAGAUACUGAAACACAUGCAUAUGCACGAGCUUCAUUGCAUCUCACUGAAGAUCAGAAUCAAUAUGACAAACAGUACCUAUCGAUGAUACAAUCUUUUCUUCGGACUCCAUACUUUUAUUUUUCCACAUCUUAUGAUUUGAGUCACACAGUUCAACGAUUAUACAACACUAGUCCGGAUUUUCUUCAAAUGCCAUUGUUUGAAAGAGGGGAUCAAAGAUUUAUUUGGAAUCAUUAUCUAAUGAGGGACCUUUUAGCACAGCAAGAGUUACAUCGAUACUGGCUGCCGGUAAUUCAUGGCUUUAUAUGUAUAAAGCAAUGUAUUAUUAACCAACAUUCUUUUUCAUGGAUAUUAAUAUCAAGGAGAAGUUGCUAUCGUGCAGGAACACGUUUAUUUAUGCGAGGCGUUGAUACAGAAGGACACGUGGCUAAUUACAUUGAAACGGAACAGAUUGUAGAAUACGAUGGUUGCAAAAGUUCAUUUGUACAGACAAGAGGUUCUAUUCCAUUGUUUUGGAGUCAACUUCCAGAUCUUAGGUACAAGCCAAAACCAACAUUAAGUACUACUAACAAUCAGGUAAGUUUCUAUAAAACAUUUUGCAGGUAUGUGUCUUUUGACUUUCAUAAAGAAUGUGGUCACAUGAGGUGGGAAAGGCUUUCAUUGUUAAUGGAAAGAAUUAACCAAGAUCAAAAUGAAAUGGGAUAUAUUCUUAUAUUUAGAGACGGUACUCUAUUACAACAACAGGAAGGUGUUUUUCGUACAAAUUGUAUCGACUGUCUCGAUCGCACAAAUGUGGUACAGAGUAUGUUAGCCAAAAGAAGUUUACAGAGUCAGUUAAAGGCAAGAAGUUUAUUAGAUCCUAAUUAGAAAGUUUAAUAAAAUUAUUUCUGUAAGAAGCAGUAUUGGUCCAUAUUAAUGCUUGCCUUGUCAAACAUCUCUAUUUCAAGAGACAAGCAUUGAUAUGGACUAAUAUUAUAAUAUUUCUUACAGAUAUGGGGUUUCAGGACAGACUACUCAAAAUUUAAUAUAAUUAUACAGUGGGUGAUCGGUUGAUGAACAGAUCGGUUAAUGAACAGAUUGGAUAACGAACACUUUUGAGAAAGAUUUUUAUGAUCGGACAAUGA